AUGGAGAGGGGCAAUCACACGGUGACAGAGUUCAUCCUGUUGGGCUUCACAACAGACCCAGUGAUGCAGCAGGUGCUGUUCAUCUUCUUCCUUGGAGUGUACUCGGCAACCUUGCUAGGAAACAACAUCCUCAUCAUGCUGAUCUGCAAUGAUGCCCGGCUGCACACACCCAUGUACUUCUUCAUUGGAAAUCUGUCUUUCCUGGAUCUUUGGUAUUCUUCUGUCUACACCCCAAAGAUCCUAGUGACCUGCAUCUCUGAAGACAAAAGCAUCUCCUUUGAGGGCUGUGUGGCCCAGUUCUUCUUCUCUGCUGGAUUGGCCUACACUGAGUGCUACUUGCUGGCCACCAUGGCCUAUGACCGCUACGUGGCCAUCUCCUGCCCCCUGCUUUAUGCUCAGGCCAUGUCAAGGAGACUGUGCAUCUGUCUGGUUGUGUACUCCUAUACUGGGGGGUUCAUCAAUGCAAUAAUAUUAACCAGCAACACAUUCACACUGGAUUUCUGUGGAGACAACAUCAUUGAUGACUUUUUCUGUGAUGUCCCACCCCUGGUGAAGUUGGCAUGUGAUGUGACAGACCACUACCAAUCAGUUUUAUACUUCCUAUUGGCCUCCAACAUCAUCACUCCCACCCUGCUCAUCCUGGCCUCCUACCUCUUCAUCAUUGCCGCCAUCUUGAGGAUCCGCUCCACCCAGAGCCGCCGCAAGGCCUUCUCCACGUGCUCCUCCCACCUCAUCUCCGUCGCCCUGUACUAUGGCUCCAUCCUCUAUGUCUACUCUCGCCCCAGUUCCAGCUACUCCCUUGAGAGGGACAAAAUGGUUUCCACCUUUUAUACAGUACUGUUCCCCAUGUUGAACCCCAUGAUCUACAGUCUGAGGAAUAAGGAUGUGAAAGAAGCCCUGAAAAAACUCUUUAAUUUAGCACAGGCUGGUGUUUGA
Messenger RNA from Heterocephalus glaber (naked mole-rat), 936 nucleotides. Its product is annotated as olfactory receptor 9G19. NCBI's taxonomy places the organism in Eukaryota, Metazoa, Chordata, Mammalia, Rodentia, Bathyergidae. Gene Ontology annotation, molecular function: G protein-coupled receptor activity; olfactory receptor activity. Gene Ontology annotation, cellular component: membrane. The record is from RefSeq and is a predicted model, not a curated record. Gene Ontology annotation, biological process: G protein-coupled receptor signaling pathway.